This is a messenger RNA of Peromyscus californicus insignis, 5161 nucleotides long. It is a transcript of the gene Plek2, whose product is annotated as pleckstrin 2. The transcript is spliced from 9 exons. NCBI's taxonomy places the organism in Eukaryota, Metazoa, Chordata, Mammalia, Rodentia, Cricetidae. Gene Ontology annotation, biological process: actin cytoskeleton organization; intracellular signal transduction. Bases 365 to 1426 code for a protein of 353 amino acids. The record is from RefSeq and is a predicted model, not a curated record. Gene Ontology annotation, cellular component: plasma membrane.
UACCAGCUGCCUUAAACUUGUUAUUCUCCUGCCCUCUUAGCCCAAUUCCACCCUAUCUACACACUCCCCUGCCUCUGUUUCCUCCGCGCUCAGGGAUGGCUCCCAGGUCUAGACACCGGUCCAGGGUCAUUUCCUUGGGCGAUCACCGCGGGUCGCGCGGGGUGGGGCUGGCAGGGCUGGCAGGCUGGGCACCUCGCGUGGGAAGGUCGGUGUAGAAGUCCCGACCGGGACAGACUUCCUGCCCGCGGGGCCCGAGGCUCUGGCACUGGCUCCGCGCCAGGGGGCGUCCCCGGGCGGGAGCGGCUUCCUGGGCGCGGGCAGCGCAGCCGGCGGAUCGCGGGGACAGCUCACCUGGACCGGCGACAUGGAGGACGGCGUGCUCAAGGAGGGCUUCCUCGUGAAGAGGGGGCACAUUGUCCACAACUGGAAGGCACGAUGGUUUAUCCUUCGGCAGAACACGCUCCUGUAUUACAAGCUGGAAGGUGGCCGGCGAGUGACCCCACCCAAGGGAAGGAUCCUUCUGGACGGCUGCACCAUCACCUGCCCCUGCCUGGAGUAUGAAAACCGGCCGCUCCUCAUUAAGCUGAAGACCCGAACUUCCACUGAGUACUUCCUGGAGGCCUGUUCUCGAGAGGAGAGGGACUCCUGGGCCUUUGAGAUAACGGGAGCUAUCCACGCAGGACAGCCGGGGAAGGUCCAGCAACUCCACACACAGAAAAACUCCUUCAAGUUGCCCCCCCACAUCAGCCUGCAUCGAAUCGUGGACAAGAUGCAUGACAGCAGUAGUGGAAUCCGGCCGUGUCCCAACAUGGAGCAGGGGAGUACCUACAAGAAGACCUUCCUGGGCUCCUCCUUGGUGGACUGGCUCAUCUCCAGCAGCUUCGCAGCCAGCCGUCUGGAGGGAGUGACCCUGGCCUCCAUGCUCAUGGAAGAGAACUUCCUCAGGCCGGUAGGGGUCCGGAGCAUGGGAGCUAUUCGCUCUGGGGAUCUGGCCGAGCAGUUUCUGGAUGACUCCACAGCCCUGUACACUUUUGCUGAAAGCUACAAGAGGAAGGUAAGCCCCAAGGAAGAGGUCAGUCUCAGCACCAUGGAGUUAAGUGGCACGGUGGUCAAACAAGGUUACCUAUCCAAGCAGGGGCAUAAGAGGAAAAACUGGAAGGUGCGCCGAUUUGUUCUGAGGAAGGACCCAGCUUUCCUGCAUUACUAUGACCCUUCCAAAGAAGAGAACAGGCCAGUAGGUGGGUUUUCUCUUCGUGGGUCCCUUGUGUCUGCUCUGGAGGAUAAUGGUGUUCCUACUGGAGUUAAAGGGAAUGUCCAAGGAAACCUCUUCAAAGUGAUUACGAAGGAUGACACACACUAUUAUAUCCAGGCCAGCAGCAAGGCUGAGCGAGCGGAGUGGAUUGAAGCUAUCAAGAAGCUAACAUGACCUAAGGGAACAAACAGGACCAGAGUCCUCAUUCAUAUCAGCUGAUACAGAUGGGACUUCAUGGAGAACUGGAGUACCAGACAGACAUUGGGCUUAGGAUAUGGCUCAGUGGUAGAGGACCUGCCUGAGGCCCUAGUUCAAUUCUUGGAAAAGACUUUAACAUUAUCCAUUUUGUACUGCUUUGGAGUGAGACUGCUCAAGAUGGUUCCUCAAAUGACAAUGGUGGCAAGACUUCCUUCCGUCUUCUGAUUACCAACCUGAAAAAACUGGAAUCGCUGUUAGGUGACAGCAUCUUGACUUUUGCUCUUCAAGACAGAAAUCUAGGCAGUGGUGGCACAAGCCUUUAAUCCCAACACUUGCCAGGCAGAGGCAGGUGGAUCUCUGUGAGUUCAAGGCCAGCCUGGCCUGCAGAGUGAGUUCCAGGACAGCCAGGGCUACACAGAGAAACCCUGUCUCGAAAAGCCGCGCACACACACACACACACACACAUACACACAGAGAAAUCUGGCUUUGGGGACUAUAGUAGUAUGUAUCCCUUUGUUGGAACACUAACCUGGGCUUUGCUAUAUUGAAUACUCUAGUCUCAAGAUACUCUCUUAAGCGAUUUCAACAACUCACAUUUCUGGAAUUAAUAAAAAACUGACAUGUGUUUUAUAGUUCUUGUGCAGUUUUAUGUCCCCACAGGUUUACUCCCUCUAAGGUCCUAUGUAUUACAGAAAAUUAUGGGAAAACCUCAAGUGACCUGUCACUAGGAUGACAUGUCUCACUUUGAAGUGGGGACGCUGGCAAACUGCUGACUGUUGGCUUUGCAGAGAAAGACAGCAAAUAACACAAGUCACACAGGUCACAGACUCGCCUGAAGAAAUUUGUCACAGACAUUAAAAAAAAAAAAGCAUAAAUACAGCUUUUCUAUACAAAAUGGACAUUUAGAAAGAUGUGGAGCAGGAGCCCUCUAAACAACAAAGAUACAAAUGGCAAAAGUUAAAUCAAGGCAUAAGACUGAUCUGAAAAUGAACAUUAACUGAAAUAAGUGAACUUCCCCAUUUGGAAGGUUAACCUCUAGUGAAAAGUCUGUAUCAUACAGUGUUUUUAUAAACAUUUUUAUUAAGUUUAUACAGUGAUCUGGCACAAGUUAUGGCUAGCAUUCUUGCCAAGGACAAUGGCUUGGACUUUGAUAAAAUACAUAACUUACAUUUAAGGGGAAUGGAUAUUUCUAAAGUGCCUAAGUAAAAACUUCUCUUAAAAUAGAUUUCCUCUUAAUGUCUGGAAUCCCUGACCCUGAAUAGCCAGGAAUCCCAAGAGCAUGUUUUCCCUUUAUCCUUACUUUGUAAGAGACUGCCUUUUCAAGCACCAGUUCUUUCCUUUGGCAUCUUUCCAGGUUGAAUGAACCCAGAAUUGCUUUUAGGAUAUUGACAGGUGCUUAUUUGAAUUAAGCUGCAUUUGGUUUGAUAGCUUUCUGCUUCCAAACUGACACAGCCCUACUUCCCAGGCCUACGGGUGAGACAAGGAUUCUCAAGGGUUCUGAAACAGGUAAUGUCAGCUCCAGACACAGCAGUAAAGCUGGCAAGGUACUACAACUUCUUUCAUCCCUACUCACGUUAAUUGUUCUUGAUGCAGAACAAAAACAAAGACCAAAAAAAAAAAAAAAAAAAAAAAAAAAAAAAGGCUGGUGUAUGCAGCUGAAUGGUAACUUCUGCUCAGUGGUGCAGAGAUUGGCACAUCUCCGCAGCUCAUUAAGAACUUGAACAUCUCCAAAAAACAAACCCAAAACCCUAAAACUUGAACAUACUCAUGAGAAUUGGUGUUUGACUAUAAAACUGAUAUAAAGGCAGUUUCAAUGUUUCUUUUUAGUCAGUUUCAACUGACUAAUGUAGGAAGCUUCAAUAUUGCUCAUUUUGUUGUAUGGAUUAAUGACUGUAUGACUGUAAUCAAAGGCAGAUGAGGGAAAACAGAACGGUUAGUAUUUUUCAUGUAAAGGCUUUGGUGGGGAAAAAAAUCAAGAUAUGGUAAGUUGUUCUCUUCGUUGUCCAUUCUGUUCAGUCUCCCAUGGCUGGGUAAGUAUUCCAGGCCUCACAUAUCUUAGUUCGUUCUUUCCAUCAUGGUGCUAAUGAAGGACUGACCUUUCCCCUGGCUAGGGUCACCAUUUUACACAAUUGUAGGACGUAUCCAAAGAGCCCAGAUGGGAUCACAAUCAUCAUGGAGCCCAGCUAUAUUUAAUGUUUGGUUUUGAGACAGAGUUUCUCUGUGUAGUCUUCUGUUCUAGACCUUGUUCUAUAGAAGACCAGGCUGGUCUAGGGGUACGCUACCAUGCCUGGCUUAAUUUUUUUUUUUUAAAUAUAAAAAUUUUCAGUAAACAAUUGCCAGGAAAAGGGCACUUGCUAUAUUUGAUAAUACAUUUUUUCUUCUGUGGUUAAUGGGGAUUGAUCCCAGGGUCUUGACAUGCUAGGAACACACUAGGCUAACUCAACUAUAUUCCUAAAUCAUUAGAGCAGUUGCCCAAACUGGUCUCUAAUUUGUAGUAUUCCUGUGUCUCUGAAACAGCUGAGAUUAUAGCUGUCACUGAAGCUUUGAUAAUAUACCUCCAUGUGACAGUCUUACUAUGCAGUCUUGGAUGGCCUGUAACUUGAUAUAUAGACCAGCCAGGCUUUCAACUCAGAGAUCUGCCUGAGUUUAAUCUCUGCUGGGAUUAAAGGUGAACACUACCAUACUUGGCCCUAAACUUGUUUCUUGAUGCUUUUAGAGCAGAGGUUCUCAACCUGUGGGUUGUGACCCCUUUGAGGGUCAAAUGGCUCUUUCAUGAGGGUUGUCCAAGACCAUCGAAAACCAGAAAUAUUUUCAUUAUGAUUCAUAACAGUAACAAACCUACAGUUAUGAAGUAGCAAUAAAAAUAAUGCCAGUAACAUGGUAAUGCCCACUGGCAAGCACAAUUCCUUGGAAAUGGGUUACCUGAGGUUAGACCAUUAGAUUUAAAAAGCUAAUAAAUAGACUACUAUGUUGAACAAAGGGACAAACUUUCAUAAGUGGCAAAGUAUCUCCCCAACAUUAAUUUCCAAUCCUUUUGAGACACAGGUCUGCAAUGGUUGCCCAAGCUGAUCAAUGAUUCUAGGCUCAAGGACUCUUUCCACCUCAGCUUUCCAAGUACUAGAGUCAUAAGCACAUGCUACCGUACCCAACUCUAGAGCCCUUACUAUUUAGUCUAGGCCUAGAUUGACUAGGUUUUUAAGUUUGCCUACAGAUAAUAAAUAGUACAAGUAUCCUAAGACCAGCAUGCCAAACUAAAUGAUUUCUACAUUUGACUACUGUAGCUGUAACUUCAUGUGUUACUUGUGAAACUUGUUUUGCACGUCAACCUUUAAAGUUAACUAGUCUGUGAAGGUAAAAAUAGGAACAUUAAAAAAAGUUUGUGUUAAAUCAGAUCCUGGUAUAUAUAAAAAGAUCUAGGUAGCACCUAGCAGAUAAAGAGGAAAAUGUCCCCUUCGGUUGGGUGAUGCUGUUCAAAGAAACUACAUCAAAGCAGCAGCACUUUACAAAAACCCUUAGCAUUAUGAAUUUAAGGUAAGUAGUUUAGUAUGUACCAAAGGGAAUAGGUGUGAUGACUUCUCUCAUACAAGUUGUCAUUGGUCUCAAACAGGUUAACAGCCACGUAAUUCUUUAAUUGAAUUUCAAGAUUGUUCUCUACUCAGGACCAAAUUCACUAUGGUUAAAUUUCCAACUGCUUUACUAUACUUUUUUUUU